GUUUACCAGCGCUCCAUGGUCCCCGUGCAUCCCAAGCCUUCGUCCGAGGGUGGUGGGAAGGGCGGCAAGGCGGCGGAGCCCGACAGAAAAGGAGGAGGUGGCAAAGGAGGCGGGAAGGUGCCGCCGGAGGAAAAAGGAGGUGGUGGCAAAGGAGCUGGGAAGGGCAAGGGCAAGCCACCCGAGAAAGGAGGGAAGGGACAGCCGUCCGAGAAAGGGGGCGGGCAGGUGGCGGAGGGCGGCAAAGGAGCUGGAAAGGUGCCGGCCGAGAUGAUGGC
Symbiodinium sp. CCMP2456 is the source of this 275-nucleotide messenger RNA. The record is from the annotation of a GenBank genome assembly. NCBI's taxonomy places the organism in Eukaryota, Dinophyceae, Suessiales, Symbiodiniaceae.